Molecule: messenger RNA, 1196 nt
Organism: Arabidopsis lyrata subsp. lyrata
Lineage: Eukaryota; Viridiplantae; Streptophyta; Magnoliopsida; Brassicales; Brassicaceae
Product: putative caffeoyl-CoA O-methyltransferase At1g67980
Exons: 9
Coding region: 41-943 (300 amino acids)
Molecular function (GO): S-adenosylmethionine-dependent methyltransferase activity; O-methyltransferase activity
Source: RefSeq, a predicted model, not a curated record
AAAUGUUCUCAAUAAUUGCUUGAAAAAAUUUAUAAUCCCAAUGUCAUCAACAAAUCGACAAUUUCAGGCGAUGCCUUCGUUCUCACUGAGCUUUCCUUUCCUUUUGUUGGUUUUCUGCUUUAUCGGCUUACUAGCUGCGGAUGAUCUCCCACAUAAAUCCGGCGGUGACGUCUGCUCCGGGGGUUCUGAUCGUAGAACUCCCGAUAUUCGACUUAACCGACCGACGUCCUCCGUCGUCGGAAACUGCCCCGCGGAGCCGAGUCCUUUAGUUAUGGCUGACGACGAGAAGUACGGUAACAAAAUGGUUAUCAGUCUCACUCCUCGCCUUUACGACUAUGUCCUCAACAACGUUCGCGAGCAUGAGGUUUUGAGGCAACUUCGAGAAGAGACUGCUAUUAGUCAAAUUCAGGUGUCGCCUGAUCAAGCGCAAUUGCUUGCGAUGCUUGUGGAGAUUCUUGGAGCAGAAAGAUGUAUUGAAGUUGGAGUUUACACGGGAUAUUCAUCAUUGGCUGUGGCGUUGGUUCUACCAGAAUCAGGGCGUCUUGUUGCUUGUGAUAAAGAUGCUAACGCUCUUGAAGUUGCUAAGAGGUACUAUGAGCUUGCCGGAGUGUCUCACAAGGUCACUGUGAAGCAUGGUCUUGCAGCAGAAUCUUUGAUGUCUAUGAUUCAGAACGGUGAAGAGUCCAGCUAUGAUUUUGCAUUUCUCGAUGCUGAUAAGGCUAUGUAUCAGGAGUACUUCGAAUCGCUACUUCGACUCGUCAGGGUUGGUGGAGUCAUUGUGAUUGAUAAUGUUCUUUGGCAUGGAUGGGUUGCGGAUUCUAUGGUAAAUGAUGAGAGGACCAUCAGCCUUAGAAAUUUCAACAAAAAAUUAAUGGAUGAUCAACGUGUAAGCAUUAGUAUGGUAUCAAUCGGCGAUGGUAUGACCAUAUGCCGCAAGAGGUAAUCAUCCCUAAAAACCACACAGCUCGCAGUGGACCUGAUCCAAGAGAGAAGUCUUCAAACAUUAAAGGAUUGAUGAAGCCAAGAUAUAUUAUUUCAGGAGAAGGAAACAGUUCCUUUGUCCUGACUCUUAUCUAUUCUCACAAACACAAAAGACUUAUCAACUUUCCCUUUUCAGUCAAAAUAAAUUGAAGAAUUGAUAAGAUAAACCAAUUUGUGGGCUUAUUGGGCCUUGAUAUGUACUGUUUUCUAUGUCC